AUGGGUAUCAGUCGUGAUUCUAGGCACAAGAGAAGUGCCACUGGUGCCAAGCGUGCCCAGUACCGAAAGAAGAGAAAGUUCGAAUUGGGCCGUCAAGCCGCUAACACCAAGCUUGGACCUAAGCGUGUCCACGAAGUCCGUGUUCGUGGUGGUAACAAGAAGUACCGUGCCCUUCGUCUCGAUGCCGGUAACUUCUCCUGGGGUUCUGAGAACUGCACCCGCAAGACUCGUGUUUUGACUGUCGUUUACAACGCCUCCAACAACGAGUUGGUCCGUACCAACACUCUCGUUAAGGGUGCCGUCAUUCAAGUUGAUGCCACUCCUUUCCGUCAAUGGUAUGAGUCUCACUAUGCUAAGACUCUCGGCAAGAAGAAGACUGAAACCGAGGAGGUUGAAAAGAAGUCCAACCACGUCCAGCGUAAGGUCGCUGCUCGUCAGACUGAUGCCAAGGUUGACUCUCUUUUGGAGGACCAAUUCGCUGCUGGUCGUCUUUAUGCCAAGAUCUCUUCCCGCCCCGGUCAAUCUGGUCGUUGCGAUGGUUACCUCUUGGAAGGACAAGAGCUCGAGUUCUACGUCCGCAAGCUCAAGGCUCGCAAGUAAACA
Molecule: messenger RNA, 603 nt
Organism: Umbelopsis ramanniana AG
Lineage: Eukaryota; Fungi; Mucoromycota; Umbelopsidomycetes; Umbelopsidales; Umbelopsidaceae
Exons: 6
Coding region: 1-600 (199 amino acids)
Biological process (GO): maturation of SSU-rRNA from tricistronic rRNA transcript (SSU-rRNA, 5.8S rRNA, LSU-rRNA); translation
Cellular component (GO): cytosolic small ribosomal subunit; ribosome
Molecular function (GO): structural constituent of ribosome
Source: RefSeq, a predicted model, not a curated record